Molecule: messenger RNA, 4714 nt
Organism: Lagopus muta (rock ptarmigan)
Lineage: Eukaryota; Metazoa; Chordata; Aves; Galliformes; Phasianidae
Gene: PAK5
Product: p21 (RAC1) activated kinase 5
Exons: 11
Coding region: 1829-4138 (769 amino acids)
Biological process (GO): protein phosphorylation; regulation of MAPK cascade; intracellular signal transduction
Cellular component (GO): cytoplasm
Molecular function (GO): protein serine/threonine kinase activity; ATP binding
Source: RefSeq, a predicted model, not a curated record
AGAGCGGAGAGUUGGCGUCUUCGGUAGGGUUGGUCCUGUCUGUAAGUACCGCUGCCCUGACGGCUGUGACACGGUAAAUACCGCUGCUGAGCGCGGGAGCUGCCAGCUGAGCCCUCGGUCCCCCUGCCGUCGGUGGCUGCGAGAAUCUCUGCUGCCGUGCGUGUGGGCCCCUCGCUGCAUGCGGUGCUGCCGGAGAUGCCCUUCUCAAAAUCGAAGCGUCACAAAAUGGCCCUUACUCAUUGCUGGCUUCUUCAAGCUGUGGCGGUACCGUUGGCAUUGCAUGGCGGCUGCUGGCACAGUGCUCACCCGGCACUGCUGGGAGCCCAAGGGCUACACAGGGUGGGUGCCGGCUGAAGCCAUGGGAGCUGUGUGCUGGGAGCUGUGCUCUGGCUGCUGCAGCCCCUUGGAAGUGAAGAGAAAGUAUUUGUUGUAGAAUUAAGUGUUUUGUCCACCAAACAUUAUAAUUUGAGGUAAACUGAGCGAAAGAUGGUUCGAGUUGAAGAAAGGACAAUAUUACUUAUUUUGAGAAUGCUGAAGCACAACUUUUUUUGUUCUGCUUCAAGCACUUUCCAGGUGAGAUUUUCAUCAGAAGAUUUCAGGCCGGUGUGUGUGGUACUGCUUCACCUGUGUGCAGAAGCUCAGAGUGGCAUUACUCAUUUUGGUGUUUUUUAACCUUACCUUAAGUGAGAGUUAAAAAAGUGAGACUUAACCGGUCAGUGUGCAUGUGUCACAUAUGCUAUUAUCCGUGCAAUUAACUUGGAUUCUUUGGUACCCGUUUGCUCCCCAGCACAUUGUGAAUAUUCACAAAUGGAAUAUUCAACUUUUAGGGAUAUCUCUGUAUCCCGAUGGCUAACUGAAAAUGAAAAUACAGAGUGAGCAUGCUAUUGGUUGGGGAAAUAAAACAUUUUGCAAGGAACUUGCUCACCAGCAUAGACUUCUGCUGUCAGUCAGCCAAGAGCGAACUUCUAGCUCUUAGCAAAACAUGAGUUCUGCAUUAACUCAUCAGUCUUGCCUCUUACCCUAUGUUCAGUACUGAAAUUGGUGUCAUUAUGGCAAACUAUGCAGUUUGACAUCAGCUGGGGAUGUUCUUUAGGUUUACUGCUGAGGCAAGGAGGGCUCUGACUCCUGUGGUGCGUUGGGUAUGGGGUGACACCAGCACUGCUUUUGGGGAGGGAGAGAAAAGGGAGGAGGAGCAGAGAGGAGAGCACCUGCAUUCCUGUUUCUCCACUGAUUGCCCUCAGGUUGGCACUUGCAUCCAGUUACUGCUUGAAGUUGCUCCAAUUAGGAACAUUAGGUGUUUGAGAUGCAGCUGUUCAAAUUCAUAAGUUCUCUUUUACUGUUUUACUUUGCAAAACCUGAAACUAGAAGACUGCUGUGUGACAUCCACUAAAACUGUUAAUAGGUAUGACUGGGUACCAACACAUGAGUGCUUUCUGGAACAUGCAUAAACAGCAAACAGAAGCCCUCCUCCUUAAAUACCUCAGGACAUCUGUAUGGGAAAUGUUGAGUCACGGCCUGAACUACUGAUUGAUCACCUGGGGAAGAGACCCGGUCAGCCUUGGGAGCACAGGUGAAGGCAAUUCAGCUGUGUGAGCAGAAGGGGUGGAGCCUGGCUGCACCUCUCUUAGAUCCCAUUUAAGGGCUGACUGCCACUGGCAAAGGAUUUCUGGUUGGAGAUCCCUCCUUUUGGAGUUUUCUACUGUGAGCCUAGGACACAGGAGUUCUUUCUGACUGGGCUGAGUGCUUGCCCUCACAGGAGACGUUUCUUCAGCCUGCAGCAGUGGUGAGCUCCGACACACGCUGGUCCCGUGGUUUUCAGUGCUGUGGGAUGAGACCUCCUGGUCAGCUCAGCCCCAAGGGGAGAGCGCAGGAGAAGCUGGACAGAGCGGUGCCACUUGCUGAGAGACUUGGCACGGUCAGGAAUACAUUGAAGGCUGUCAAGAGGAAUUUAGUUAAGGGUUUUUCCACCAUGUUCGGAAAGAAAAAGAAAAGGCUUGAAAUUUCUGGGCCCUCUAACUUCGAACAUCGUGUCCAUACUGGCUUUGACCACCGGGAGCAGAAGUUCACAGGACUACCUCAGCAAUGGCACAGCUUGCUGGCAGACACGGCCAACAGGCCAAAGCCUAUGGUGGACCCAUCAUGCAUCACUCCCAUUCAGCUCGCACCUAUGAAGACUAUUGUUAGAGGAAAUAAGCCUCGGAAGGAUACUUCAAUCAACGGCUUGCUCGAAGAGUUUGACAAUAUCUCCGUGACUCGAUCCAACUCCCUGCGGAAGGAAAGUCCUCCCACGCACCACCAAGGCAAUGCAAACCAUGUGCCAAGGCACCAGGAGGAAAAUGGGUACAUCACAUAUUCGCAGUACUCCAGUGAGUCAGACACAACAGACUAUGUCAUGGACAAGUAUAGAGACAAGACUCUCUAUGGGGAAGAGCUAGACAGGUACUACAAAGGGGGCUACGCUGCCAAGCAGAAUGGGCACAUGAUGAAGGUCACUUCCAGAGACAUCUAUUAUUCAGAAAUGACACCCCUAAAAUCAGACCUCUCCAGGUUCCUCCCAGAUUACCAUGCACAAGUGGAGGCGAAGCCCAAACCACUCGAAUAUGGAGGUCUAAAGCUGGAGUACCAGAGGAUUCCCAGUGGAUCCUCACUGGACUACAGAGACCCCUUCCCUUACGCCCUGUCCCGAGCAUCAGUGCAGAGCGAGUGCCCCAAGGAGAGGCUGGAGUACAGCGACGGCGACUGGGGGCACAGCCCAGCCAAGGAUGACUAUGACAAGAGGCCCAAGUCAUCCUACGUGGACCCGGCGAGCCCUCAGCCAACCAUGAGGCAGAGGUCCAGGUCGGGCUCUGGUCUGCAGGAGCCAGCCAUGCCCUAUGGAGCAAGUGCAUUUAAAGCACACCAGCAGGGACACUCCUACAGCUCCUACACCUACCCUCGCUUGUCUGAAACCGCAGCAGGCAUCUCCAAGGUGGAUUACGACCGAGCACAGCUGGUAGUUAGCCCACCACUCUCUGGAUCGGACACCUACCCAAGGGGCCCAGUAAAGCUACCUCAAAGUCAAAGUAAAGUCAGCUAUUCCAGCAGCAGCUACCAGUACCCUCUGGUCUACCACAAAGCAUCCCACUACCACCAGCCAUCACUCCAGCCAAGCUCUCCCUAUAUUUCCACCGCCUCCUACCCCAGCUCCCCAAGUAUCACAUCAAGUGCUUAUCCCCCGCCCAGCUGGGGCUCUUCCUCAGACCAGCAGCCCUCCAGGGUGUCCCACGAACAGUUCAGGGCUGCCCUGCAGCUGGUCGUCAGCCCUGGUGAUCCCCGGGAGUACUUGGACAGCUUCAUCAAGAUCGGGGAGGGCUCCACAGGGAUAGUCUGCAUUGCCACCGAGAAGCACACGGGAAAGCAAGUCGCUGUGAAGAAAAUGGAUCUCAGGAAACAGCAGAGGAGGGAGCUGCUGUUCAAUGAGGUUGUAAUCAUGAGAGAUUACCAUCACGAAAACGUGGUUGACAUGUACAACAGUUACCUUGUCAGCGACGAGCUGUGGGUGGUGAUGGAGUUCCUGGAGGGCGGUGCUCUGACAGACAUCGUGACUCACACCAGGAUGAACGAGGAGCAGAUAGCGACUGUCUGCCUGUCUGUCCUGAGAGCUCUGUCCUACCUGCACAACCAGGGUGUCAUCCACCGUGACAUCAAAAGUGACUCCAUCCUCCUCACCAGCGAUGGGCGGAUCAAAUUGUCCGACUUCGGGUUCUGUGCCCAGGUGUCCAAGGAGGUGCCGCGGAGGAAGUCGCUGGUUGGGACACCGUACUGGAUGGCACCAGAGGUGAUAUCACGCAUGCCCUACGGCACUGAGGUGGACAUCUGGUCUCUGGGCAUCAUGGUGAUAGAGAUGAUCGACGGUGAACCUCCCUACUUCAAUGAGCCGCCACUGCAGGCCAUGCGCCGAAUCCGGGAUAACUUACCGCCCCGCGUGAAGGACAUGCACAAGGUCUCGUCUGUCCUCCGGGGCUUCUUGGACUUGAUGCUGGUGCGGGAACCCUCACAGAGAGCCACGGCGCAGGAACUAUUGAGACACCCAUUCCUUAAGCUGGCCGGGGCCCCUUCUUGCAUCGUGCCCCUCAUGAGGCAGCACCGGCACCGCUGAAUGCAGCAACUUCUCAGGAGGAGAUUGGUGCAGGGGCCAGGUAAUGGCAAGGCAGGAAUCCCUGCGGUUGUGUUGGAACCACGGGAAGGGGUGAGGAAACCUUGCGUAAGAAAACCCGCCCCACGGAAAUAACGUGGUGUAUAAAACCCAAAGGGGUGCUCCAUGGGGGUGCAAAGGACCCGGGGGGUGAGCCUGGCCCCCACGCGGUGGGGGGGGAUGUGUGCUGUGGCUGCACCAUGCUCUCAUCUUGGCCAUCCAGGCAGAAGGUGCCAGAUGCAAACAAGGGGGGAAAGAUAAUGAACAGGAUAGCACAACCAGAGCGAAACACCAGGAUUUUGAAAGUAAUGGCUAUGGCACUUCUACUUCAGAAAAACACUGUUCUGACACAAAAAAAAAAAAGCACUUUUUUAAUCUCAGUCAUAGCAGUGUAAUGUAUUUUGAAAUGAAUUUGUAAUUUUCUGUACAGUACUUUUGAUAAUUUGCAGUACUUUGUCAUGUAACCAUUGUGCUAGUUGAAGUAAUAUGUGUAACUUAGCAAGAAUUUGAGAAGAUAAAAAUGUUUCCUACUUUUUUUUU